CUGGCGUUGGCCAGUUCGCGGACAGAACACUAAAAAAUGGCGCAGUUGAAGUUUCUUAGACCCCUGGUGAAAGUAUUGGUUAAUCGUUCUGGAAUCGGAAAAGCAAGUGUUUGGCACGCGGUGAUCGUUACGUUUAUGCACUACUUCUCCUGGGGUCUUCUCACCGUUCCCUUCAUCGAAAAAUUGUCGGGAUCGUUUGGGAAUCGCGUCCUUCUCGUCGAUGGACUGGUUUAUGGAGUUAGAGGAAUCCUGGGAUUUGUGACCACGCCCGUGAUGGGUGCCAUUUCCGAUUUUCAUGGCCGGAAAGUAGUGAUGCUACUGGCAGUGGCAACCACCUACGCUCCAAUUCCAUUCAUGAUGUUGAAGAGUUGGUGGUUUUUCGCCAUUCUCACUGUGAGCUCCAUCUGUGGCAGCACUUACUCCUCUUCAUUGGCCUAUGUGGCAGACACAACUACUGUGGAGAAUCGUUCAAAAGGCUAUGGCAUUGUUGCGGCCAGUUUUGGCGCAGGAAUAGCCUUUUCACCAUCGUUGGGGAAUUACUUGAUGAAAUCGUACGGGUCCGCAUCAGUUAUUUUGAUUGCCGCCAUCACAGGCUUGAUUAAUAUAAUGUUUAUCAUAUUUGCGGUGCCAGAGAGUUUAGUUUUAAAAGAAAAAAAUAAUAUGUUGGAUGAAGAGAGUGAUAACAAGAUGGAGGACAUUAACCCGAAGGAAAGGAAAGAGAUCUUAAACAGAGAAGAAAAAUUGAAUAACCACGUUUCAGCGAACAAAUCCAACCACGGCACAUCACAAAAUCUAGUCACAAAUAAAGAGCUGGGCCAACAGUUCAACAAAGAGGAAAACCUUCAGAAUGAUUUAACUGAAAAGGAGAAAAUUGAUAAUGGAUCCCUAAACUCUUCCGAUCUUUGGGAAGUGCUGCGUAAAAGUCGUAAGGAUAAGAACCUGCUCGUGAUAUACCUCAUAACAUUCCUCUCGAUUUGGCCCUUUGCAGGAGUGGAUUCUACUGCGCCCGUUUAUCUCAAAACUAAUAUGGGAUUUGAGUACGAGGAGGUGUCCAUGAUGUUGGGAUUACUAUCUGUGCUGGCGAUCACAUCCAAUCUCCUUCUCGGUUAUAUUAUAAACAUAGUGGGGGCCAAGUGGUCGAUCCGACUGGGAUUAUUACUCCUGCUAUUGCAGUUGUUCUUCUUCGGCUUUGGAACCCAUCAUUGGAUGUACUGGUUAAGCAGUAUCUUGGCCGCACUGGCAACAAUUAUACCCGCUGCCAAUAAUGCGGUGGCUUCCAUCUACGCCAGUCCCGAUAAUCGGGGUGCUGUCCUGGGCAUUAUCUCUGGAAUUGAGUGCUUGAGCGAGGGUGUGGGACCUGCCUUUUUCGGAGUACUCUUCUUCAUUUUCCAGGAUGAUUCGAAGAAUAAAGUUAAUUCACCAAUUUCAAUGCCCUUCGUCAUAAGUGCCAUUGGUGUAUUUGUAGCCAUCGUCUUGACAGGUUUUAUUAAAAAGGAGACUGUCGAAAAGGCACCAUUGAUCUAUAAGAUCAUAGACGACGCUAGCGAGGAUGAGGUAGAACCACUAGCGAAAACAACAUUUAAAUAUGAAAAGAAUAAUGGUUAUGUAAAACUAGAGAUAGAUGACAACUAUGAUUCGGAUUGUAAAGAACAUAGCUUUAAAUAA
Drosophila melanogaster (fruit fly) is the source of this 1665-nucleotide messenger RNA. RefSeq lists its product as uncharacterized. Gene Ontology annotation, biological process: transmembrane transport. Gene Ontology annotation, cellular component: membrane. The coding region runs from base 37 to 1665 and encodes 542 amino acids. The record is from RefSeq and is marked reviewed. Lineage: Eukaryota; Metazoa; Arthropoda; Insecta; Diptera; Drosophilidae. Gene Ontology annotation, molecular function: transmembrane transporter activity. The transcript has a single exon.